Molecule: messenger RNA, 306 nt
Organism: Schizophyllum commune H4-8
Lineage: Eukaryota; Fungi; Basidiomycota; Agaricomycetes; Agaricales; Schizophyllaceae
Exons: 1
Coding region: 1-306 (101 amino acids)
Source: RefSeq, a predicted model, not a curated record
AUGUUCGGCCUCGUCUCCGCCGACGAACUCCACGACGUCAAGGACGCGCGUGGCGCCUGCGCCGCGGACGACACCAGCAAUGCGCGGACGGCCUCGAAUCUCAGACUCGACGCGCACGACCCCAACAAGUGGACGACCUCAACGAUCUCGAUUACGCAUUCCAACGCACGACGACAUCAAGCCACGCGCAACGGUGUCGGCAAUGACGAGUCCUGUACAACUGGAGGCGGACCAAGAGCGCGCACGGCAGCGGCGUCUUGCGUGCUCUCGCAGCGCCUCCGCGUACUCUCGCGGGCCUCCGCGUAA